AUGCCGUGUGUUACUUUGGGUAAUAUUGAUAUUGAUUUCCCGUAUACUCCAUAUGAGUGUCAAAAGAAUUAUAUGCAGGCAGUUAUUGACGCAUUGAACGAGAAAAAGCAUGCAAUUUUGGAAUCUCCUACUGGCACAGGAAAGACUCUCUGUCUUCUUUGCGCUUCACUUGGAUGGUUGGAAUAUUUUCUUGCUCAACAACAAUUGCGUCGAAUCGACCAAUCCUGGGAGAAUUCUAAACCGGUUGAUCAAGUGCUUUCAGUGGGUAAAUUUGACGCACCUCUCAUCAUUUUCUCAUCUCGAACUCACGCACAACUUAAUCAAGCUGUACAGGCCUUUAAGGAUACUGUUUAUUCAAGUCAUAAAAUUGGUGUACUGGGUUCUCGUGAUCAGCUUUGCCUGCUACCUGAAGUGGUUAGUUUAGAAUCUAAUUCCGCAAAAGUCUACCAGUGUCGACUUCGAGUUUCAACUCGUACAUGCGAGUACUUUCGAAACUUUGAUGCUGGUCGUGAUAAGCUCUUAGACUCCAUGAGAACAUCUAAAAUUGCUGACAUUGAAGAUCUAUGCAAAUUUGGACGAGAUAAUAGAGCUUGCGCCUAUUACCUUUCACGAGAGUUUAAAUCAGACGCGGAAAUAUUAUUUAUGCCUUACAAUUACCUUCUCGAUGUUAAGAUUCGAAGUCUAUAUGGUAUUGAAUUAACCAACGCAAUCGUGAUUUUCGAUGAGGCUCAUAAUAUUGAACAAGUAUGCGAAGACGCCGCUUCGGCCACUCUCACUUCCACCUCCCUGGCUUCGGCAAUUGAGGAAUUGCGUGUAAUGGGAGAGUACAUUUUCAAUCUUACUUCUGGCAAUGAAGGUGGCUUGGAUGCAUUGGAAGGUGUUGACGGUUUUCCGGGGCAAACUUUUGCCGGUGGCAUAAAAAAUCAAUUUGAUCUUACUGAACCUUCUAACAAUGCGGCUCAAUCUAUUGGUCUGUCUAGCCUCCUCACGCUGAAGGGACAAUUACUUGAGUUGGAACGACUUCUUGAUGGACUUGGUGAAGCAGCUUCUGAUGCUGGUACAAUUAAACCUGGAGAGUAUAUUUUCGAGUUUCUCGGCCAAGCUGGAAUCACACCUGGAAAUCAGGCUCAAACACAAGAACUUAUUGAUCAAGUCAUUGCAGCGUCAAUAUCUAUGGAUAUUGCCAAAUUUCGGAGAGGUCGGGGAUUAUCACAUGUGGCUGAAUUCCUACAGAAAGUCUUUUCGGAUAAAACCACCGGCAAUUCUCUCUCCCUCCUCUCCCGCCAACGCUCGGCGAGUUGUUUCCGAGUGCAUAUAAAAGUGGAGCUACCCAUGGCCCAACUCUUUCGGGAGACUGCGGCGGCAACGACGGGAGACGUUUGGGGCAAUAAUCCUAUUCGGAUUGGGGAAGAAGAAGGAGGAGGCUCCACCAAACUCACUAAAAACGUCUGUCUCAGCUACUGGUGUCUCACUCCGGGAAAAGCGAUGCACGAAUUGCUGUCACUGAACGUUCGCAACAUUAUUCUCACCAGUGGUACCCUCUACCCUAUAUCAUCUCUUCAAGCCGAAUUAGAUUUACAUUCAGCAAUUGUGCUCCAAAAUCCUCACGUCAUUAACCACGAUCAAAUUCAACUUUGCGUGCUUCCAAAAGCGCCCGAUAGUGGAAUGUUGAAUUCAAGUUAUGAAUAUCGUGGAAACGCCUCAUAUCACAAGUCGCUGGGACUCACUUUGGUGAAUCUCUUCCGUAUUGUCCCGGGUGGUGUUCUCAUUUUCUUUCCGUCCUACGCUCUCAUGAAGAGUUGCAUUCAAUCCUGGCAGAAUUGUGAUAUCUAUGGAAGACUGGUGGAUGCCAAGAAGACAUUCAUUGAACCUCGUGAUAAGAAUCAAUUUCAACAGAUAACCACAGGUUAUGUGGAAGCCGCCAGCAGUGGAGGCGGUUCGGCCCUCUUUGCGGUAAUGCGUGGCAAGGUCAGCGAAGGUCUCGAUCUCACUGAUCACACAUCUCGCGCCGUUUUCAUUGUUGGCAUCGCUUACCCUCCUCGUGAAGAUCCACGCAUCAAAAUUAAAAUGGCUUUUCUUGAUGAGCAACGUUUUAAACAACAACAACAGGAGCAAACUUCUGUUGGGAAGAAAGUCGAAAUGCCCACUGGACGACAGUGGUACAAGUUACAAGCUUGGCGGGCUGUUAAUCAGGCCGUUGGUAGAGUGAUUCGUCACAUUCGGGACUACGGUAUGAUUUUCCUCUGUGAUGAGCGAUUUGCAUCACAAGAAGCUAAAUCACAUCUUCCAGCGUGGAUGCAAUCCAAUAUCCGCGUCUUUGACUCCUUUGGUCCUGUUGUUAAAGUGACCACGGAAUUCUAUCGUAAUGCUGAAGCAAAGUAUCCAGCAGUUAUCAAAGGUAGUUCGAGACCUCCACCAAGGCGAUUAGCAACAGUACAUCGUGCCUCCCUUCUCACUAGUAGAUUUCUAGAAGAUGGUCGAAUUACAUUUCCUAGCGCUGCAGAUCAUGUUAAGACGUAUGCAGGAAGCUUGGCUUCGCAGCCAGAAAGUGGUGAUUUCCUUACGGAAUACUAUUCUCAGAAUGAUACUCAGGAGGUAUCAACAGAGGAGGAGUCUAAGAAAAGCGAGGCCUCGUCUUCUAGCUCAUUACUGGAUCGAGUCUAUAAAAGUGGCAACAGUAGCAGUCAACAGAUAUCCUCAGAUCUCCGUCACAAAAGGCCGUUCUUCGAUGAUGCCAAGGCCUCUGUACUAAGCAAUAGCAAAAGCAACUCCACCAACGAUGACCUAGAUCAGCGUUUACUGGAGCGCCAUCAAGCGUCAAAACGCAUUAAACUUAUCAAAGAGCGUGGCAACGUGGUUACCAAAGUUGGCAACACUACUCCAACAGACUACAUCUCCUCCGUUCGGGCUAUAUUAAAUCGGAAUGGCGCUGCAAGUGAGAAUAAUCUCUUUGAAGAUUUUAAGUCGGCUCUAUCGACUUACAAAAUGGGCAAAAAUGAAUCUGGGAAGUCAUCUGUUGAGAGGGUUUUUGCUGCGCUGGCUGGUAUCUUCCUUCCACUGGAAGCACCUGGCUUACUCAGAGGUAAUUGA
Messenger RNA from Rodentolepis nana, 3090 nucleotides. NCBI's taxonomy places the organism in Eukaryota, Metazoa, Platyhelminthes, Cestoda, Cyclophyllidea, Hymenolepididae. The record is from the annotation of a GenBank genome assembly.